Molecule: messenger RNA, 2046 nt
Organism: Dovyalis caffra
Lineage: Eukaryota; Viridiplantae; Streptophyta; Magnoliopsida; Malpighiales; Salicaceae
Source: the annotation of a GenBank genome assembly
AUGUCACAUUCAGCGAAACCCUCCAUUGGAGGAGACUUAGACCGCAACUCACUAACUGAUCAACUCCGUGACUCACUCUCUUCACUCGAAGCCAACAAGCCUGAUUUCCGUGAACUCGAUCUGGGUUCUCCAGUUUCACCUCUCCGUACUCGUGGUGGACUCACAGCUACCACCACCGCCACCACCACCUCCUCCAGCUCCAGCUCCUCCGGAUCCGCAUCCGGUUUCCAAAACCCACUUCACAAACCGAACAAUAACAACCAUUCAGGAGAGCUAUCAAACUCAAGUGAAAGCAGCCCCACAACUAGUGCCAAGAAGGGUCAACCGGGUCAUUCUAGAUCCGACUCUUUAACUUAUUCGGGUCAAAUUGGCUACCAGAAUGCUGUAAACUCUCCGGUAAUAGUUAAUGUGUUACCUACAGGGAACAUUUGUCCUUCGGGCAGGAUCUUGAAGACAGGCAUGGGAAUGGCGAAUCGGAGUGCGAAACCGGAUGUUUUGGGAUCCGGUACAGCGAAUUAUGGUCACGGGAGCAUAAUGCGGGGAGGAGGGAGCGCAAAAUGUGCUAACUCGGAUGUUGUUAAUUCAGCAAGUAGGAAUGCUUGGAGUGUGCGUGGAGGGACUGUGGAUCCGGAGGAGGUGAAGAAGGCUGGAAAUGAGAUGUAUAAAAAAGGGUGUUUUGGGGAGGCAUUGGGAUUGUAUGAUAAGGCUAUUGCUUUGGCACCAGGGAAUGCUGCUUACAGGAGUAAUAGGGCGGCUGCGUUGAUGGGAUUAGGGAGAGUUGUGGAGGCGGUGAAAGAGUGUGAGGAGGCUGUUAGGUUGGAUCCUAAUUAUUGGAGAGCACAUCAGAGGUUGGGGGCUUUGUUAAUUAGGUUAGGACAGGUUGAGGGUGCUAGGAGGCACCUAUGCUUCCCAGGGCAGCAUCCAGAUCCUGCCGAGUUGCAUAAGUUGCAAUUAGUAGAGAAACAUCUUAGCAAAUGUUCAGAUGCCCGGAAGGUUAACGACUGGAAAGGUGCAUUAAGGGAAGCUGAUGCUGCUAUUGCUGCUGGAGCAGACUAUUGCCCCCAGCUCUUUAUGUGUAGAACUGAAGCUCUUUUGAAGCUCCACCAACUUGAAGAUGCUGAAUAUUGCUUAUCGAAAGUUCCAAAAUUAGAACCAUAUGCCAACUGGUCACAGACUAGAUUUUUUGGGAUGCUUUCUGAAGCUUACCCUUUCUUGGUCCGAGCGCAGAUUGAGAUGGCUCUAGGAAGGUUUGAGAAUGCAGUUGCAGCUGCUGAGAAGGCUGGACAGAUUGAUCCACGAAAUGUUGAAGUAGCAGUGCUGCUUAAAAAUGUGCGUUUAGUAGCCAGAGCUCGUACCCGCGGCAAUGAUCUCUUCAAAUCAGAAAGGUUUACUGAAGCCUGCUCAGCAUAUGGGGAAGGCCUUAGGCUUGAUCCUACAAACUCUGUUCUCUAUUGCAACAGAGCAGCAUGUUGGUAUAAGCUUGGAUUGUGGGAGAGAUCCGUUAAUGACUGCAACCAAGCUUUACGUAUCCAACCCAACUACACAAAAGCCCUUCUUAGAAGAGCUGCCUCAAACAGCAAGUUAGAAAGGUGGGCUGAUGCUGUGAGAGAUUAUGAAGUUUUGAGGAGGGAACUUCCAGAUGACAGUGGAGUUGCUGAAUCUCUAUUUCAUGCUCAAGUUGCGUUGAAGAAAUCUCGUGGAGAAGAAGUGUAUAAUAUGAAGUUUGGUGGUGAAGUAGAGGAAGUGUUGGGUCUUGAACGGUUCAGAGCUGCAAUAUCAUUACCAGGUGUUUCAGUAGUUCAUUUCAAAUCAUCCUCUAAUUUGCACUGCAAGCAAAUAUCUCCAUUUGUGGAUACGUUAUGUGUUCGGUAUCCAUCAAUAAACUUUCUCAAGGUGGACAUGGAGGAGAAUCCUGCAAUUGCAAAUGUUGAGGAUGUGAGGAUUGUUCCAACAUUCAAGAUAUACAAAAACGGUAACCGAGUGAAGGAGAUUGUCUGCCCAAGUCAUGAUAUGUUGGAACAUUCGGUGAGGCAUUACAGCUUUUAG